GCGAGAAUUGAUCGUUGAAUAUUUUAGACAGCUUCCAUUGACGUUUUCAUGUAAAUGCGGUUUUAGAUGAAACACCGACUUUGUGAGUAUGUCAGGCAUAUACAGCAAUGAACAAGAUAGAUGUCACAUCAACCCAUAUGCCAACCAACCACCAUCUAGCGAUCCUGUUAUCUUCACUUCACCAGCUCAAUGGAAAACCUUCCCAGUGGAGAAGCAAGGCCAUGUGACGUCACCACACAACAAUCAUGCCGUCAUGACAACGGCAACACUGGGGUCGUCGCAUGGCAACCAAGUGAUGGUGAACCUGGAACCGAAGAGUUUGCACAACUAUGCAGCCUACUACCCUCCUUGGUCGGCCACGGGACCUCUCCACCUGCCCGCGGUGGGAGGUCACGGGUCAUUCGGGCAGAUGUUGGGAACAGUGGACCCACCACGAGUUUGUGUGCCCGUUUCUGCUCCGCUGAACAGGCAGGACAUUAUUCCAGUUGUCGCGAAUGUCAACCACGCGGGUUCUGCUGUGAACAUGGCACCAGUGCAUGUUGGUCGUGACGGGUCCGUGGCAAUGGCCGCUUCCCACAGACAGGAAAUGGACGGUGCGUCGAUGGUCGUGGCGCACAUGCCCGGUGCGAUGCAGAAGGAGUAUUGGCCGUCUGCGGUGAGCAGCAUGCACGCAGAAAACAUCAUCGCCAACAGCGGCUUGGUGGCGUCGGCGGGUCAAACGUCGUACAGUGUUCUUGGUUCCGUCACGUCAUGCUCUUACGCCAGUGCAGGCUCGGUGAUGUCGCAGCUUGAGAAUUCGAAAUUUCAACCAACCCGCGAUAGGUCGCCCAUUUAUCAAGCAGGAUUACAGGAGGCAGUGGUCCCGUCAAGCUGUGGUAAAGUUGUAAAAGAAAUGACAUAUUCCAUACCAACUGCGUCCCAGUCUUACCCUGAUGUAACGUCUUCGGGGGCUUCUAUGAACGAGGCAACGCUGCAUCAGUCUUACCACAAAACUGUCACAAGUUCUAACGUCACGGACAAUCAGACUGUGGACUCUUCACAUCACGAAGACAUAGUUGCAAAGGCGUUGAGCCAGAGUCUCAAUUCGGACAGUGACGUCACGGGUCACUAUGGUAAUUCAAUUCAAUUCGGUGACGUCAGACAGACCUUUUCGACUGUAGACAAGCCAGUUCAGUUUGCUUCGGAUUUGUGUAAUUCUGUCAACAACUCUUCAUACGGUUCAACCGUGAGACAAGAUUUUGUAUCCAGCGAGCAGAAACCCGGACGACGUGGUCCCGGGCGCCCACCUGGAUCGGCGGUGUCUGGAGACGACGACCACAAGUCUAAGCCCUACGAGUGCGAGUACUGCGAGCGCAGGUUCAAGCACACGCAGCAGCGACGCGUGCACGUCAUGUCGCACACGGGCGAGCGUCCCCACGUGUGUCCGUACUGCCAGAAGGGCUUCAAGACUCUGGCGCAGAAGACGGACCACAUCCGCGUGCACACGGGCGACAAGCCUUACAAGUGCACAUCUGCUGGCGCGAGUUCGGCAAGUACGCCACGAUGAAGAAGCACCUGAACACGCACCUGGACACGCCGCCCUACCCGUGUCCGCACUGCGACCGCGCCUUCUACCUGGCGGAGCGGCUCAAGGUGCACGUCCGCGAACACACCGACGAGCGGCCGUUCAAGUGCGACG
Molecule: messenger RNA, 1678 nt
Organism: Gigantopelta aegis
Lineage: Eukaryota; Metazoa; Mollusca; Gastropoda; Neomphalida; Peltospiridae
Product: protein sister of odd and bowel-like
Exons: 3
Coding region: 89-1546 (485 amino acids)
Biological process (GO): regulation of transcription by RNA polymerase II
Molecular function (GO): DNA-binding transcription factor activity, RNA polymerase II-specific; RNA polymerase II cis-regulatory region sequence-specific DNA binding
Source: RefSeq, a predicted model, not a curated record